UAUGUUUUCCAUGUUUUCUGGCUUUUAGGAAACAAGAACAAUGCCAUACCUAACAUCUGGGGAAGCAGACAGGCUUUGUUCAGUUAUUCAGUCCUGUGAUUUGAGUUUUAAAAGAGAUCAUCUUGAUACAGAAACACCUAGCCAACCUGGAAAGUAUAUUAGUUCUCAGAAUGAAGACAACUCAGAUAACCAUCUUCCAGGAAGCACAGAAUUAGAAUCCUUGAAAGAAGACUGGAGGUCAUACAGCAGUCUUGUGGAUAAACACCGGACUAAGAUGAAAGAACUGUUGCCAUGCCUUCAAGGAAAGUCCCAGAACAGCUCCAUGGAAGAAAGCCUCAGUGAAGGUGAAACAACAUGGUUAUGGAAAGAUGCCAUGAAUGACAAAGUCACUUUCCAGAAAAAGCUUCAUGAAGCAGAGUUGGCAAUUGGAUCAGCAGAACUUUUUUUGCCAUCAUUUAGAGAAACUCUUGUUAGAAUUUCAAAAGCUUGUUACGUUUCUGCAUCAGAUAUGAUAAAGAUCUCUAUGCAAGAGGAUUUACUGUUAAAGGAGCUAGAGGUUCUCAGAAAUAUGAAGGGGCUGUUACAACACCUACUUAGAGCAAGCAAGGACAAAGAAAUUAUCAGUAAACAGAUUGAAGAACUGAUAAAGCGGUUAACUGACAAUGAAAUGGAAAUUGUAAGUCUUAGAACUGAAGUUACUCAAAAAGAGAGGCAUCUUUUAGAGCUUUCAAGUCAGCUUCACCAAGAGAAAGCUAAUGUGCUAAACGUAUCGCGCCAUUCUGAAUCAAUACAGUCCGUGCAAAACCACCUGCAGUGUCAGAUAGAAAAAAAGGAUGCUGAGAAUAAUCAACUGAGAACAAAAUUUCAGACUGUUGAAAAGAAGAUUGCUGAAUGGAAGCUACAAGUUGUGGAGCAUAAGCAGCAAAUUUUGGCUGAAAAGGGGAAAAGAGAGGAAAGGAGGAAUGCACUGAAAAGGGCAGCUAGUGUUCAGAAACAGAGAGCUGAACAUUUGAAAGCAGUUGUGGAGACCUUAAUUUCCAAAAUUGGAGACAAGGAAAUCCAAUUGUCUGAGGCACUUUCAGCUUCUAAUGUCUGGAAAAGUCAUCAUGAGACAGUAGUAGAUGAAAAAACCAGGUUAGAAGUUCAAGUUGAAAGUCUAAAAAAGCAGGUCGCAGACCAUAUGAUGGAACUCAGAAGAAUUCAAGAUGCUGAGAGAAAGUCAAGGAGUGAGAUUAUUGGAAAGCUUAAUGCCAUUGUCUCUGAAAAUGAAAAGAUUUCUCUUGAAAAUACAACAUUAAAGGCAUCUCUUUCUACAUUGGAAAUUAGUAUUACUUCCACAGAAGUAGAACUUGUAGACUUACGUGAAGAGGCACAGCAGCAGGAAAUGCUGGUUGAACAAUAUAAAAGUGAGGUGGUGAGAUUGGACAUGGAAGCAGAGGAAUUGAAAACCAAGUAUGAAAACAUUCUCAGUGACAGUGGAAAGAUAAUGGAAGACAAGGAUUUUGAAAUGAAUGCGAUGCGGGACCAGACAGAGGCCUACUUGAAGGAGUUAGAAUGUGCCCGUGAUAUGCAUAAAGCAGUUGAAGGGAAACUGCAGACAUGUCAGGAAAGCCUACUCUCCUGCCAGAAGAGCUGCGUAGAUAAAUCCAAAGCCAUUAGGGAGCUACAGGUCCAGGUAGGUGACAGUGGAGGGGUCUUGGAACAGCUCUCUUUGGAAGAGGAAAAUCGCAACAUUCAACUGAAGUAUGAAGAAGUUAAAAAAAAAUUAGAAGAAAUGGAACUGCAAAACAACGAACUUGAAAAUCAGUUGGCAAACAAAGAAGAGAUUCUUCAGAAAACUGAAUUCCAGUUUAACCAAAAAAUUGCAGACUGUGAGGCUUUAACCAGACAGCUGGAAGCUGCUUUGGAAGAUGGAAGAAAAAAGCUAGCAGAAGAGAUGGAAAAGAUCACUUCUAAAGAGCAGGCAUUUCAGUUGAAAAUACUGGAUCUAGAAAAUAAAUUAAGAAAGAAAAAAGAAGAACAGAAACAGCUAUCUAGAAGAUUAGAAGCUAGAGAGAAACAUCAUGAAGUGUCUUUGAAAGAACUAGAACACAGCCUCCAAAGAUCAGAAAACCAGACCCAGAGUAUCCAGAAUUAUGUGAAGUUUUUGAAAACCUCUUAUGUAACAAUGUUCGGCUGAACUUUCUCUUGUUUCUUUCCAAAAUGAAGAAGCACAUCUCAGGACAAAUGUUUGUGUCUGAUCUUCCAUUGGAGUCUGUUGCGUUUAGGAUUUCCUCCACUGUGGUAUCUGAAAGGCAUGUUUUAUGUUAAUUGUUAGCCACACAUAUCACUAGAUUAGAAAAACAUCUGCGUGUAUAUUGGUGGAACAUUAAUUUAGUUGAAAAACAUCCCACAAACAACAAGCAAGCAAAAAGAUGGGUGCUAGCAUGCUAAAUUUUCUUGAAGUUCAGUGCAGAAUGGCUUUGAAAUCCAAAAGGAUAUUCCAUAUUUUGUGAUGUUAGGAUGUUGCCCCACAACUGCUCCCAUGAAAGUUUUCCUCUUAGAUUUAGAAGAAUCAGACCUUGCAUCCUCUGCUGAUGAAGUUUAGGGCUGAUGAAAAUGUAAAAUAGAAGCAUAGCAUUUCCAUUUUCUGGCCCUUUGUGUCCAUAAGGAAAUUUAUUUUGUGGGAAUGGGAAAAUCAGUAAAUAACUCUUCCACUGAAGUGAUUGUAGAAGGUCACUCAUGGCAGAACAUCAGGAGCGCACAGUCAAAUGCCCACCAGAUCUCUUGGACUACAGUUCCCAUCAUUCUUCACCAUUAGCCCUUGUGGCUGGAUUUCAUGGACAUGGAGGUUCUGAACAUCUGGUUGGAGGAGGCUGUUCUAAGAUCUUACUUUAAGGGCAGCAUACACGGCCAAGAAUGAAGCUGGAAGCCUGCAGAGGCUGAAGGAAUAUUUAUUCUGAUACUGUAACUCACUGAAAAUAGUCCUGACUUCAUUAUGUGUUCAUAUUAUUCUGUCUAGUUUAUCCUGCUGAAUUAGACAAGAAUCAUAUCAGUUGGCUCCAAAUUAUUAAACAUCCAACUGAUGACACUUUAAGGAAGUAUCACUAAGCUCUCAAUUUAUGUAGGUAGAAUUGCUAAAAUUAGACAUUGUGUUCCAACUUCUGCCCAAUAUAAAGAGUCAUAAUGAAAAGAAUUGUCAGUUGCUCCUCCCUCAGAGCUGCUAUUUGUGCAGUUGGCUAAGCAGCAGUUACUGAGGAGGUUAGAUCAGAGAAAUGUCAAUCUGAGGGAAGGCAGUUAAGCCUUCUGUUCCCCAGAACUUCCUUGAUCAGCAACCAACCUUCUGUGGUUGGUUUGAACUUGCAAAUAUAUAUAUCUCUGUGUGUGAAAGAUUGCUUAUCUCUGUUCCAGUGUCUCUUAUUUAUGGGCUCAAUGACAGCCUGUUUCCCCACCCAGGCCAAGUAGAAUGGGUUAUUGAUGUCUUCUGCAAAAAAGUGCCAUUAUUUCCAAAAUAAAGUUUUUUAUUUUUUCUUC
Messenger RNA from Sceloporus undulatus (fence lizard), 3513 nucleotides. RefSeq names its product outer dense fiber of sperm tails 2 like (gene ODF2L). The record is from RefSeq and is a predicted model, not a curated record. NCBI's taxonomy places the organism in Eukaryota, Metazoa, Chordata, Lepidosauria, Squamata, Phrynosomatidae. The transcript has 17 exons. The coding region runs from base 41 to 2179 and encodes 712 amino acids. Gene Ontology annotation, biological process: negative regulation of cilium assembly. Gene Ontology annotation, cellular component: centrosome; ciliary basal body.